GACUGAUUAACGUUAAUGUUAAGUUGGCAAAUGACGAAUAUCCAACACGAAAAACAAAAGUUACGAACUGCCUACACUGAAAUUAACGAGACGACACGUCAGUGCUCUGCAAAAUGUUUCACUGACAGAUGGAUUACGGCAAUUGUAAGCCGGGUUAAUUGCCAUACUGAAAUCGUUUAUCUUUCUGCAUAUCCUCAAUACUACCAGAGGGUCUGCCGGGGGUGAUGGACGUGCGUUUUGUGGAGAGGGAGCCGGUGGAGAGACGCUGCCUCAUGUCCUGGGAGCAAAAACAUGAAUGCGCUCUGCCCGAGGACUUGAAGGAUUUCUACCUCACUACGGAUGGUUUCACCCUCACCUGGUCUACAAAACUGGAAAGUCAGCCGGUACCUCUGGGCAGCAUGGUGAUUAACCGACUGGCCAAGCUCCUCCCUCUCAGCCAAUCAGCAAUCUUCUCCCUGCCCAACAUGCCCACCCUGGCGGACCUGGACACCCAGGAGGAACCACAAGAAUCGGAUGGGGCUCCAGAGGUUCCCCACUUUGACGAGCGCAGCAGGAUACUGGAGCUGGACCCGUGUGGCGGGAACGGAAAGGUGUGCCUGGUCUACAGGAACUGCACACAAGACCAGGAGGCGCAGGACAGCGAGGUGUGGUUCCUAGACAGGGCUCUGUACUGGCACUACCUCUCCUCCUCCUUCACCGCCUACUACCGGCUCAUGAUCACCCACCUGGGCCUCCCCGAAUGGCAGUAUAACUUCACCCCCUAUGGGCCCAGCCCACAGGCCAAGCAGUGGGCGUGUCUCUACCGGCCCCUGACGUCCCAUAGCGACCCCCAUGUGGACCCCAACGGGGAGCCCAUCCUCAACAGGCUGGACCCCAGCAAGGCCUUCCGGGGAAAGGUGAAGCCCCCCCAGCCCAAGAAGAAGUCCCCGGCCCAGACCGGGGGGGGCGGGGGCAUCCCAAAGGCGCGACUGAGCGGAACGCGGCGGUGACGGAACCACACCCCCCUGCGCUGCCGUUUCCAGGGAGACACUCAGAGCCCCGCCCCCCAUGCUGGCUUCCUUGUAAUGAACUCCAAUAAGAGCUAAGAGCAGUCCUGCCAGACUGCUUCCCCUGAUGUUUUUGGCAGCUGAGUGUGUGUGUGUGUGUGUGUGUGUGUGUGUGUGUGCGUGCAUGCCUGUGUUUUCUUUGGCAAAGCCAGACCCUCCCUCACACUGAAGCCCUACUCUAUGUACUGCAUGAGUGUAUUUAUUUCAGGCCAGCGUAGCGUAUUUCCAUAGGGCUGUUGGGAAUAGUAUAUGUACUUAUUAAACCCUGUUUCUCGCUGUGGGUGGCCCUCUCCUGCUGACACUUCUCUCAAAGGAAGCUGACUGUGACAUCACCGUUCCUCAUUGGCCAAUCAGCACACUGCACUUCCUGCUCCCCUUUCAGUCAGAAGGAAGCUUUGUGUAACACUAUUUAGUGUUUGCAUACGUUUUCAGUGUAUAUUCCAAUGUAAAUCCACACCAAACCCAGUUUAACGUAACCCUGAAUGGAUCCGCGAAUCCCAAUUUUCCGGGGACACCGAUGUUCAUAAUUAAGUCUAUGAUCAAGGCCGGGCCCGUCCAGGAAACUGUUUGGUUUGGCCGUUACCGUUGACCCCCCUCCAUGUCCUUCAUUUCAUAGUUAUUUAUAACACAAACUUUACAUUUGUUCACAUUUUUCCUGUGUAAAUAAAGGUUGUGCAGGUA
Molecule: messenger RNA, 1727 nt
Organism: Conger conger (European conger)
Lineage: Eukaryota; Metazoa; Chordata; Actinopteri; Anguilliformes; Congridae
Gene: tpgs2
Product: tubulin polyglutamylase complex subunit 2
Exons: 7
Coding region: 225-989 (254 amino acids)
Biological process (GO): protein polyglutamylation
Source: RefSeq, a predicted model, not a curated record